Messenger RNA from Strongylocentrotus purpuratus (purple sea urchin), 3647 nucleotides. Its product is annotated as golgin subfamily A member 2. The record is from RefSeq and is a predicted model, not a curated record. Bases 49 to 2964 code for a protein of 971 amino acids. Gene Ontology annotation, biological process: Golgi organization. Lineage: Eukaryota; Metazoa; Echinodermata; Echinoidea; Camarodonta; Strongylocentrotidae. Gene Ontology annotation, cellular component: cis-Golgi network; Golgi apparatus; Golgi cisterna membrane. The transcript is spliced from 24 exons.
GUAGUAUACUUGCAUUAGUUUUCUUUUCACACUAAAAAAGUUGCAGAUAUGGCGGAUAUUUCUCGAGAGGAAAAGCUUGCAGCUGCGAGGAAAAAGCUCCAAAAGUUUCAACAAAAGCGCACCCCAUCCAACACACCUACUGGUGGCCCAUCUGCAAAAAGUGCAAAGACGAAAACUGGGAAGGCCAAGCCUAGCAGUAGACCAGAGAGUCCUGCUCCACGUCAGGUCCAGACUGAACCGGCCAAUAAGAGGUUAGCAGACCAUCGGGCCAGGCAAGAUGAGGUGGCAGCAAGUGCAAGUUUUAUCUCACAAUCACCGCAUGAGAAAGGGCCAAACUCAAAUGGGCUUCCAUCAUCAAGUAAGCCAUUGUCAUCAAGUGAAAGUCUCAGACAGAUGUCACAGCAGCUGAAUGGACUCGUGGCAGAAACUGCACUUGUCAAUGGUGAAAUUGGAACAGGAACAAAUGGAAUGUCUGAUUUAGAGAUUCGCAAUCAAGAACUUGCAGCCGAGGUAGAUCAUCAAACGCAGGCUAAUAAGAGACUGUUACUGGAGGCAGAACAGUUGAAACAGCAGUGCAAAAGGUUACAGGACAGUAUUGAAAAGGAGAGGAAUGAGUUUGGUCACCAAGCACAUAAAGAGCAGAGCGCCCUAAAAGAGCAGCUUCAGGUUCACAUUCAAACGAUUGGUAUUCUAGUAUCCGAGAAGUCUGAUCUACAGAGUGCGCUCGGACAAAUCCAGGCUGGCUUCAAACAUAAGACUGAUGAGGUAGAGAAUCUAGCAAGUCGUCUUCAAGUUUCAAGACAGCGAGUGGCUGAACUGGAGAGAGGACUCGCCAGUGCUAAAAAUUCAUCUACACAGUUAACGAAGACAAGCAAAGAACUGGACAAGGAGCGAGAUUCAUUGAAAUUAGAUGUAUAUAAACUGAGGAAAACAAAGGAUGAGUUGAGUCAGCAAAAUUCAGAAUUAUCAAGUCAGCUACGAGCAAAGUCCACAGAAAAUGAGCAGUUAGGUCAAGUCCUGGGUCAACUUCAAGAGAGAUUGAAUCUAGCGGAGCUUCAGGUCCAGCAGCUGACCGCUCAGACCGGUCAGUCACAGGACACGCAACUCACCAUCAGCAGACUGCAAGAAGAGAAAGCAGACACAGAUAGAAAACUAGCUCAGUAUAUGCAGUCAGUAGAGCAAUUGACAGCCGAACGCCAAAAUCUUCACCAGCAAUAUCAACAGCAUUCCUUACAAUACCAGGACCACAUCCAGCAAAUCACUGCCCAGAAUGAAUCUUUUACUAAGGAGAAGAUUCAUCUACUAUCAAGACAAGAAGAGCUUCAGCAUCAGAUUAACGUCCUUGAAGAAAACCAAGCUGAGCAGAUGAAGGAUGACGUGAGUGUUAGCAGCGUGAGUCAGGAAGAAGUCAUCAGGCUGGAACAAAGACUAGCUGCGAUGGCCGAAGAAAAAGAAGCAAUACAUUCCCAGUAUCAAGUUGUGGUGGCGGACAAUGCCAACCUGAGCAGGCUCCACGAGGAGAAAGAGGACGAGGUGGAGGAGUUGGGAAGAGUGCUGUCAAGAUUUAAGGAGGAGUCCGUCGACAAGGGCUCCCUCUUGGAGGGGAUCCAGAGCGACAAGGCAACCAUCAGCAGAGCGAUGGCUCAGAAUAAACAACUCAAGAUUCAGCUGGAAGAACUUCAGACUGCAUUUGUGAAGAUGAGCCAGGAUAACAUGGAGCUCACAACCGAGCUACAAUCUGAACAGCACGUUGGCAGUGAGCUUGGUUCAAGGCUGGGUCAACAAGAAAGUGAACUUGAAGAGACGAGGUCAAAGCUUGAAGGCACCGAGCGAGAGCUGGAGAAUGCCAAGACGCAGACGUACGAGCUGAACAAACAGCUGAUGCAGCAUGCGACCCUGGCCGAUAGAGCUCAACACUUUGAAGCUCAAGGCGGAGUCAAUGAAUCCCUCAGAACAGAUCUCAAACAAGCUCAGGAGCAGCUUCAGUCUCUGAGCAGUGAGAACAGUCAGCUAAGAGUGAGGAUUGCCAAUUUAGAGAGCUACCAACCGUCAUCCUCGGAUGAAGCAGACGGAGAAGGUCAAAAGAUGAGGAAAGAAGAUAUGGUUGACUCCCUGUCGGCUGCUAUCAGACAACUGGAAAUGGAGAGAGACCAUCUCAGGCAAGCUUUGGAUGACCAGCAGGAAGAAUACAAACAUCUACUUAAAGAAACAGAUCAACUCAGAUUUAACUCAGGUGGAUCCAGCAGAGCGCAGAGUCCCGUCACGCAGGAGGCUUACGAGACCCUGGAGCUGGCCAUGGAGAAGCUCCAGGAGAAGUUCGUCUAUGAGAUGAGGGUAAGGGCGGAGCUCGACGAUAGGAUCCAGGAGCUGGAGCACGUCAAUCUCCAGCUGGCUGGAGAAACAGAGACGAUAGGAGAAUACAUCACCUUAUAUCACAAUCAGAGGGACAUUAUGAAGAGGAGACAGGACGAUAGAGAACGGUUUGUCACUACAUUAGCAAGAGAGAAAGAAGAUAUGGAGGCCAAGCUGAACCAGCUCCAGAACCUCGUGGUCCAGCUACUACAGGAGAAGCAGCACCUGCAUCCCUACGCCCAUCAGAGCGAGAUCAAGAAGGCUCUCAGUCCACCUCAAGAUCCAAGGAAUGCUUUCAAGAUUGAACACGCCGAAGAAGCAGACGAAAAGAUGGAGCAUUCCAAUCAGAAUGACAUGGACUGGCCCUCGUCAUCCACAGAGAGUGGAGAUGGCGAUGGGAGCUUUGAGGACGUAUCGCUCGCAGACGACCAUUACCAGACAGCAGCACUGCCUUCACCCGAACAGCUCCCUCGCAGUGAACACACGGCACAGCAGAUCAUCCAGCUCCUACAGGAAAUGGGAUCCUCCGCAACGAGCAUCGACCGGAGCACCAUCCUAGACAGGGACUUCAUGCCAUGCAAGUAUUGUUCAGAUGUACUCCUUCACGUAUGACGACGUAUACGUGACGUGACGUGACAUAUGUGAUUGUCGACGUAUAUCACCUUUUCCAUCCAUGACUAAGAGAUUCUUCGGCUAGGUCUUCCGUCUGGCCACCAUGGCAGCGUCUUACAAAGAGUUACGGUUGAUCCAAAUUAAUCGCAAGUUUGAAGUCUCCUAUCUCUUAUGUACAUACUUGCGAUUGAUAUCAUUCGCAAAUAAGUUGCGAUUGAUAUCAACUCUUUGUAAUACGGGGCCCUGGUGUCACUUGAAGCUACUAUGUAACUUGUAAAGUGGAAUCCAGGCAUGGGUUUCGUCCUUGGCUGUCAUUAAUCGUAGCACCAUCUUAAAGAGACAGGGACUUCAUGCCAUGCAAGUAUUGUUGAGAUAUUCUUAUUGAUGCAUAAUGAUGUGACUGCUCAUGGCACCAGUUCCAUCCAUUACGAGUAACUAUUGAGUCAGGUGUUACGUCUGUACUGGCUUCCUAGUUUCACAAGAGAACUUCAGCUUCUAUUGAACAUACAACUGAAGUCAAUCUAGACUCUCAAAGGCCUCUAGGUUACUAAAAGGUCAAAGGCAGAGUUGAAGGGGAAAAAUAUAAUAGUAGCUGCGGGGGUUCUGGCAAAAUUGAUGCACAUACUUAAUGAAUCCAUUUGCCAUAUGCAUGAUUUCCAAGACAAACCAAAGUUAAACAAAUU